Molecule: messenger RNA, 2244 nt
Organism: Melospiza melodia melodia
Lineage: Eukaryota; Metazoa; Chordata; Aves; Passeriformes; Passerellidae
Product: coagulation factor X-like
Exons: 8
Coding region: 24-1475 (483 amino acids)
Biological process (GO): proteolysis; blood coagulation; positive regulation of leukocyte chemotaxis
Cellular component (GO): extracellular region
Molecular function (GO): serine-type endopeptidase activity; calcium ion binding
Source: RefSeq, a predicted model, not a curated record
CCCUCCGUCCGUGCCGUGCCGCCAUGUCCGGGUGCCUGCUGCCGCUGCUGCUGGUGCUGUGCGCCGCGCUGCCCGCCGGGCUCCGCGCUCAGGGAGGCGUAUUCAUCAAGAAAGAAAAUGCCGACAAGUUCUUGGAAAGAACAAAACGUGCUAACUCUUUCUUAGAGGAAUUGAAGCAAGGGAAUAUUGAAAGAGAAUGCAUUGAGGAGCGCUGCUCAAAAGAAGAAGCAAGAGAAGCUUUUGAAGAUCAGGAGAAAACUGAGGAAUUCUGGAACGUCUAUGUAGAUGGGAACCAGUGCAGUUCAAAUCCUUGUCACUAUGGUGGCCACUGUAAAGAUGGAAUUGGUUCCUACACUUGCACGUGCUUGGAUGGUUAUCAAGGCAAGAACUGUGAAUUUGUCAUCCCAAAGUUCUGCAGAAUAAACAACGGGGACUGUGAGCAGUUCUGCAGCGUCCAGAGAGAUGGGCGGAAGGAUGUGGUGUGCUCCUGUGCAGAUGGGUAUGUUCUAGCAGAGGAUGGCAAACACUGUGUUGCAACAGUAAAAUACCCUUGUGGAAAAGUUUCUGUGGUAAGGAAGAAAAGGUCUGUUCUUUCACCCACUGACCAAGGCAAUGUAACGACUGAUCAGGAAGACCCUCCUCCAUACGAAAUGACCACAGAGGAGAACUUUGUAAUUACCACAGAGGAGAACUUUGUAAUUACCACAGAAAGCCCCACCCCUCCAUCUGACAACAGAACAAGAAGCAAGACUCCGUAUGUCGAUACCAGGAUAGUUGGUGGAGAUCAGUGUCUUCCUGGCCAGUGCCCGUGGCAGGCUGUUCUGUUAAAUGAGGAAGGAGAAGAGUUUUGUGGUGGAACUAUUCUGAAUGAAAAUUUCGUACUUACUGCAGCUCAUUGCAUAAACCAAUCCAAAGAAAUCCAAGUUGUUGUUGGUGAAGUGGACAGAGAGAAGGCGGAGCAGUCUGAAUCAACGCACACUGUGGAUAAAAUAUACGUUCACUCCAAAUUUAUUGUUGAGACUUACGAUAAUGACAUUGCUUUAUUAAAGCUGAAGGAGCCUAUCACGUUUUCAGAGUACGUCAUCCCAGCAUGUCUCCCCAAAGCAGACUUUGCUAAUGAAGUUCUGAUGACGCAGAAGUCUGGGAGGGUUAGUGGCUUUGGGCGGGAAUUUGAAGGCGGUCGAACGUCCAAAAAACUGAAGGUGCUUGAGGUCCCCUAUGUUAAUAGGAACACUUGCAAGCAAUCCACUAACUUAGCCAUAACUGAGAACAUGUUCUGUGCUGGUUAUCACACAGAGCAAAAGGAUGCUUGCCAAGGAGACAGUGGUGGCCCCCAUGUGACCAGAUACAAGGAUACUUAUUUUGUUACUGGAAUUGUUAGCUGGGGUGAAGGAUGUGCAAGGAAAGGCAAAUAUGGGGUCUACACCAAACUGUCCCGGUUCCUGCGCUGGGUAAGGACAGUCAUGAGUUUGUAGUGGUGCUGUGUCCCUUGAUCCUCCUUGUUACCUGCCAAGGUGCAGGAUUGGAAAUGGAAACUUUCUUUUCCUGAACAUCUGCUAAGUUGGUUUUGACAUCUCCUUAAAGUUAUGGUCUGCUUCCAUUUGUAUUGUUCCUGGCUUUAAACACCUCUGAGGAAAGUCAAGGUGUUUGGAAUUGGUUGAAUGAGGGAAUUCCCCAAUCCAAAAGGCUGCUGAGUGGGGUCUUUGGCUUCUUUUAAUUACUUAUCAAUGGCCAUUGUGGUUCCUAUCAGUUGUCAAGAGUGCUCCAACCAGAGACUUCUAAACAUAUUCUGAAGAGUCACUAGCCAUGAUGAAAGCAGGAAGGAUGGGAGUCACUAAAUCCUCAUAUUGCAGCCAUCUGGCUCAGCAGGGAGUUUAUCCAUACUGGAGUUGUUUAGCUUCUACCUUGAGAUGUGUUCAGAAGAUGAAGGGAGCAGGGGAUCUUGCAUGGUAACAGCUGAGACACAAUUAAUCAAUAUGUGAUGCUAAAUAAUCACAGCAGCUCGUUAAAAAGGGGUUUUGCUUUAUAAGUAUGUAUUUUAGUUCACUCUAGUUUAAUUUGUACACUCUGCUCAUCAGAAUAUAUAUACAUGUGCAUAUUCAGUGUUUUCUGUAUCUUGUUCUGAAUUGUGUAUGGCUGAGGAUUGGAAAGCUCCUUGCAUGUGUAUUGUUCUAGAUGGUUUCAGUUAGGUGCAAUAUUGAUGUACACCAGCAUUUGAAAUAAAACAUUCUUUCUUUUUUUUUU